Messenger RNA from Saccostrea echinata, 6346 nucleotides. RefSeq lists its product as uncharacterized. The coding region runs from base 166 to 4920 and encodes 1584 amino acids. The record is from RefSeq and is a predicted model, not a curated record. Gene Ontology annotation, molecular function: p53 binding; histone methyltransferase activity; zinc ion binding. The transcript has 27 exons. Gene Ontology annotation, cellular component: nucleus. Lineage: Eukaryota; Metazoa; Mollusca; Bivalvia; Ostreida; Ostreidae.
GUCUAAUUUGCUUUCCACCAUGGACCAUUUGGUAUCAAAACGCGGGAAAUCGGUGUCCUAUAGAUUAGGAGAAUGACGCAUGCGCACACACAACCCCUACUUCAUGGCGGCGUCAAGAAAAGACUAGAGGAGGUGGUAAUGGUGAGUGCAGGAGUGUGAUACAAAAUGGCUGCCACUGUUGCUGAAGGGGAAGUUGAGAAUGGAGUUGCUGCAGAAGACCCUGAACCACCAUGUAUAAAAGGAAAGCUGGUAGAAGUCUGUAGUGAAGACAUUUCUGAUCUUAAGUCUAAAAAUGAAAAACUUGCCAAUGGCCCAUUAGAAAAUCCCAUUUCUAAUGGUUUUCACAGUGACGAAGAAGAGAAAUAUGACAAUGACCAUGAUGAAUCUGAAGUUAAAACUGAUGAUAGAUCUGCAAUGAAUGGUUCUGUGUCUGAAGUUCCAAAUGAUGCAAAUGCUGCUACCCCAAGCAUGGAAUCAAAUGAUGUAAAGGAAGCAAAAGAACAGAAGGAGCCGAAUACUUCAAGAGAUAGUACCCCUUUAAGUGACAUUAGUACUCCGACUCCAGAGGUCUCAAGGAGCGGCACACCUGUCCCUACACAAGAGAAGUCGGAGGACAUUAAACCAGAGAAAGUACCUCUUCCAUUGGCUCAGGAGAAAAUCUCCCGAAGCUCUGAAGAGAGAUCCAUGGAUUCCACUGAUAGUGGAACAAGCAAUAAGAGCUCCUCCUCUGCUUUCAAAAAUAAAUCAACCCCUAAAGCAAGAAAAUCAGGUCCCUCAGCUAAAAAUAUUCUCCCAUCAGCACUUGCAAUCAAGUCUUCAAGUUCAUCUGGAGAAAAUGUGAAAUUAAAUUUACCCCAAUUUAAUAAUGCUAUUACUGUAGAUAGUAAAUUUUUAGAGAAAAUUAGUAAAAUUUCUAAUGUAAAACAUGACAUUAAACAUGAUAAGGUUCACACUGUUCUACCAAUUGCUAAAGACGAUGUUGAAAAUGGUGGCAUUAAGCAAACUGUGAAAAAAUCUAGGGCCUCUCUGCCAAUAAAUUCUCAACCGAAGAUCAAAACAGAUGUUGCAGAGAAAAGUGAGGGUAAUCUCUCAGACUCUUCUCUACUUGAAAAGGAUGCGUUUGGGAAGAUCAAGAAAAGAUCAAAGAAAAGAAGGAAAAUGGGAGCUUAUAAACUUCCUAGUGAGAUCAAGAAAAAAUUCGGCAACAAAAAGAAAGAUGGAGAUACCAGUAGUGUGAAAGAUGAAAAAGAAGACGAGGACUCGAAGAGUGUCAGUUGUGAAGAAAAGUUAGGUCAUGUAGGAAGUGCUAAGAGUUUAACCAACAGCAAGCAGUGUAGUCCUGGAAAUGGUGCUAAAAGAUCGGCAUGGGACAUCAUGAAAUCCCCAAAAAUUACUCCGAAAGGAAAAAAUACUCUUGGUAGCACCAGAAAUAAAAGCAUGUCAAAUUCUGUACAAGAAAAAUCCAAAGCACAGACUUCACUUGAUUCAUUCCUGAAUCGCUGUGAUCAGAAUUCUAGUCAAAUAGGACCUCAGAAUAAAGAGGAUCGGUUCACUGGGAUAAAAGACAGAAGAUCUGGAUUAAGGAAAAGGAAAAAGGAAGAUGACCUGGAUGAUGAAGAAGAUGAUAUAGAAACAAAAGAUAAGAAAGAAGCUGAUACCAAUACAGGAAAUAAGAAGAAAAGGAAAGAGGAAACUAUAACAAUAGUGUCAGCAAGUCCUUCAGUAGCGGCCCCUAUUGGCUACCAGUCCCUGCUCACUCCCCAGAAAACUGGUGGCAUUAUUACUUCAGUUCAUAAUACUUCUACUUUACAUUUUAUUUCCACAUCUUCAGCAUCCUCAUCUCCAAAAGCAGCAACAACUGUCGUAUCAUCAUCAUUGUUACCGCAGAACUUCACAAAUGUCGUUUCAAAUAUUAAUGCUCCAACUGCAAUUUCACCAGGCUCUCAGAAUGUAAGACUGCCCACUUUUACGAAGGGGAACUUUGUCGCAACUGGACAUGCUCCGUUGCUCUUGGUUCCUGUUAAUAAUAGUGGGCAGAUGGUGAAUGCUGUUCCAAUACCUACCUCAGGGUCAGCAGGUCAGAAGAUCAUUUUAUCUGUUCCAGACCCAAAGUUAAAUCCAACAAACAAAUUGGGGGGUUCCCCUCCAAGGUACAUUUUGAUGCAAAAUGUUCACAGUGGUUUUGUGCCACAUUCUACCUUGGCACUGGGGACCACUGUAAGGCCCCACUUAAUCACUUCAACUGUUGCUGGACUAGCAGCAGUUCCUAUCUCCAAACCCAUCAACAGUUCUCCAUCCAGUUCCAAUCCCAUUUCUGUGUAUAGUAAUCAGUUGUAUGGCGAAAAACCUUCUGUGAUAAAUAACCUAUCUAAUAAACUUGAUGCGGUGGACAAAAGAGACCUGGAGGUGAUAGAGGAUGACCGGUCUGUCUCGCCUUCACCCAGCAGUCUGAGUUAUCCAGUCACGCCCCCAAAAACCCCAGAAGAGGAUGGCAGCGAGGACUCUAUGUCUGUUUCUUCACUUCGUAAUCAUGGUAAUGCAACAUUUGUCGGGAUUAAAUAUGUCCAUGCCCCUCCUGGUCCUAUUCCACCAGACAAGGAUGUGAUCCCUCUGUGUUGCUGUAAAAUUAAUGGUGCUUGUUUUAAGAAGUUGGGAUCUAGUGUCACAUAUUGUCAGGCACUGGAUUCUGUAGAUGGCAAGGUCAUGGGCUGUUGCAAUAAAGUAACGAAUUCUCAGCUGGUUAGACCAGGUGUAAAGAUUCCAUUUAUGGCUAUUUGUGAGGCUCAUCGUAAACGACUAAAGCUUCAUCAGUGCUGUCCAGGAUGUGGUCAUUUCUGUACACAAGGGAGUUUUGCCCAGUGUAGAAAGGUUCCUGAGGGUAGCAGUGGGAUGAAGUACCCCAUCCACCAGUUCCACAAACAGUGUCAGGUCCUGAGGAAUGGGCGGUACUUCUGUCCUCACUGUGGGGAGGAGUCUGAGCAGUAUGAGGUCUCACUACAGAUGGAUGAACCCCGCAGUAUGACCAACUUUGAGGAAAAAUACAACAAGCCUCAAGUUUCAAGAGCCAAGAUGGGUAUUCAUUCCAAUACCUAUAGAAAUUUUACGAAAGUGGAUAAGGACCCCACAGAAGACGUGGUAACAGCUUCCCACAAGACACAGGACAAGACCAUCUCCAAUGGUGGACUUCCCAUGGGACCAGACAAGACAGCUCUAGAAAAAGUUCUGCAGUCCAUGUCAGAAGAGAGACCUAAAAUGAAAAAGCUUCCCAAAUUUUUAUAUAAUCCAGCCUAUGAGGGAGACUUAGAGAAGUUCAUGAUUAUGAUAGGAGAGGGGUUUGACAUUAAUGAAAAGGUGGAAGACUUUGAAAAUCAGACUCCUCUACAUGCAGCCUGUAUAGCGGGGAGUCUGCCUAUAGUUCAUAUUCUGAUACAGAUGGGAGCAUUUAUUCAUGCCACUGACAAAGAAUUGAAGACCCCUCUGAUGUAUGCAGCUGAAUAUAACCACCUAGCCAUUGUCAAGUACCUGUUAAAAUGUAAAGCCAAUGUUAAACAAAAGGCUGAAGAUGGCAUGACAGUUUUACAUUAUGCUGCUAAAGCAGGUCAUGUUGACGUUUUGAAAGUUCUGUUAGAAUCUGAUGAGGCUGAUAUCAACAUGCAGGAUGAUGGAGGGUGGACUCCUAUAAUCUGGGCAUCAGAGCACAGGAUAGUUCCAGCAGUUAAAUAUCUGAUCAAGAAUGGAGCAGAUCCAAACAUGAAAGACAAGGAAGAGAAUACAAGUCUGCACUGGGCUGCCUACUCAGGUAGUGUAGAUAUUGCAGAAAUGUUCUUGAAUGCAGGCUGUGAUCUGGAAACACCAAAUGAACAUGGAGACAGACCCCUACACAUAGCAGCAAGACAGGAUCAUUAUGAAUGUGUAGUGUUAUUUUUGGCACGUGGUGCAGAUGUUGAUGCCAAAAAUAAGGAAAAUGAUUCUCCAAUCGAGUGUUGUAUCAAUGAGAAUAGUCAGUCAGCAUUGGCACUGAGAGUAAACAAGCAACUGAAAGGGUUUGCGGCCGCUCGACUGGGACGUACAGAAAAACUGAUAGACAGAGAUGUGUCUAGAGGUCGGGAGAACAUUCCUAUUGCUGUCAUUAAUGGUGUGGAUGAUGACCCUGUGCCUACAGACUUUCAAUACAUCACAGAAAAUGUGGAGACCACAAAUCUCAACAUUAAUGGUACCAUCAACAGCUUGCAGAGCUGUAGAUGUAGUGAUGAUUGUUCCUCCAUGUACUGUGUGUGUGGAAGAAACAGUGUCAAGUGCUGGUAUGACAAGAAUUACCACCUGCUGCCUGAUUUUAAUAUGGCUGAGCCUCCUUUGAUCUUUGAAUGCAACAAAGGCUGUCGAUGCUGGAGCACCUGUAACAACAGGGUGGUGCAAAAUGGCAUAACAUGUCGCCUACAGCUAGUGAAGACAGAUGGCCGAGGCUGGGGAGUGAAGACUUUACUAGACAUUCCUAAAGGCAUCUUCAUCUGCGAGUAUAUUGGGGAGCUGAUAUCAGACUCCGAGGCAGAUGGAAGAGAGGAUGAUUCAUAUCUUUUUGAUCUCGAUAAUAGGGAUGGCGAUACAUACUGUAUAGAUGCCAGGAGGUACGGAAAUAUUAGUCGUUUUAUCAACCACCUGUGUGAACCUAACAUCAUUCCAGUUAAAGUGUUCGUGGACCACCAAGAUUUACGAUUCCCUCGCAUCUGUUUUUUCUCCUCCAGGGAGAUCAAGGCAGAGGAAGAGUUGGGAUUUGAUUAUGGAGAGAAAUUCUGGAUUAUUAAGUGGAAGCAAUUUACAUGUGCGUGUAAUUCACCUAAAUGCAAAUACUCCAAAGACACGAUUCAGAAAACACUUCAAGAGUAUCGUCAGAGGCACGAGGACGAGGAGCCGAUAGACUAAGCACCUCCGACCUGCCCCAGGGGAACGCAUCUAAAGCCACUCAUAGUGUCUCAUCAAAUUACCAACUCAUUACCCAGAAUCAGAGAGUCUGAGGCCGUAUAUAUUUUAGCUUGAUAAUGUUAGACUGCAUGUUUGUUUGGAUGUGAAAGCUUGUAAAUCUGCAAAGCAGUUACAAUUUAAAAGUACUAUGUACUUUAUAAAAGUAUUAAAUAGGAAUUAAUUUAUUUACGGUAUUCACAAUAGGAUUGGGAUAAGAUGUAUCUUUGUUGUGAAUGAAUGACCUUUUAAAAAAAAGUUAAGUUAACAUCAUAGUAUUUGAUUAUAAAACAUCUUUAUAAGUGAAAAUGGUAUUCACUUAUCCAUAUUUGAUAUGUAAGGUCAUGGGAAUUAAAAAAAUUAGUAUCAAGUUAUAGCACCAGGCCCAUGGAUUAUGAAAUUGAUCUUACACCUAAAAAUUGUGCACAGGAUUAAAGUUUUAUGAUGACAGAUAAUUAAAAGAUGAAAAUUUACCGAAGAUUUUUCCACAGAGAUGUUUUUAAUUACAGAUCAAACUUAAAUGAGAAAUUCAUGAAUAAUUCAACCUUUUAACUUCAGUCCUAGAUCUUUUAUGAUCAUGGAACCCAGUCCAAGAGUGUUAUUGAAUUGGUGUGUACAUGAUUUCUUGAAGUAUCUGGUGUGAUAUUUUGUAAAUAUGUGUAUGUGGUAUGAAAAAUAAAAUGACUUAUUUUUUUUAAUCAUUCUGUAAACUGCAUGCAUUGAAAUGGUUGAACCAUGUUUCUGCAGUAUGGAACAAUGUGUCAUGGUAUUUUUAUAGGAAAAUGUAUGUGGAAAGAAUUAUUGGCAAGGGGAUAAGUUAUGUAGAUGUCAUAAAAUAACGCUAUUUUUGUAAAGGUAAUUUUAACAAAGUAUUUGUUUGCGAUAUAAAAGAAAAAGGGGAUGGGGGGAGUUGAAAUGUUUAAAACUUUUGAGCAGCACUUGUGGGAAUUAAUUGCAUUAUAUACUGAUUGAUCAGGUACAUCAAUAUGAGAAAUAUACAUGUACCUUUGUAAAUAUUUGUGGUUUGGAAUAUUUAUUUGAAUACAAAUAUAUUUGUUUUAUAAUGAAUUUAAAACAUUACUUAUGGAUACUUAAAUUUUUAAAUUUUUAUUGUAUAUAAAUUAUUUUUUGUAUUCUUAACUGAAGCAGUAAUUAAUCUGAGGGAAAGCAGUUUACACAAGAAAAUGAGUUUUAUAUACAUGGACUGUCACUAACUGUGCUAUGUUCUUACUUUUAGGAUAAAUCAAUAUUUAAAGUGUCAUAUAAAUUGUAAGUGUUCAGUGCUAGAAUUCAUGUCAAAUGGUAAACUUGAAAAGCAGAUUGUAUUGCAAGAACUGUGUGACAAAUGAGAGAUUUUAUUCACAAUUUGUAAAUAAAGUAGUCAAUUAUA